AUGCCAAGCAGGUCGAUAUGGAGGGUGAGAGGGCAUACUGGAUAUCAUAGAAGACAACAGCAGGAUAAGACAACUGAAAAGGUUGAGCAUCACUUUGUCAAAGUUUUGGGGAAGAGUAUCUAUAGCCUUCAGAACCAGAUGCAGCAGGGAAUCAAGGGUUCAAUAGUUGCGAGAAUGACAGUCCAGAAAGAGGCUUCAGCCAGCAAAGUUAGAGAGCACAUUGCUGUAUACCAGGAUCCAAGAUACCAAGGCCACCCUGCAGUUGGAGCAAGCAGAGAGUGUCAAAAGCAAUGGGAGGAAAAGAGUUGA
Molecule: messenger RNA, 309 nt
Organism: Phycomyces blakesleeanus NRRL 1555(-)
Lineage: Eukaryota; Fungi; Mucoromycota; Mucoromycetes; Mucorales; Phycomycetaceae
Exons: 2
Coding region: 1-309 (102 amino acids)
Source: RefSeq, a predicted model, not a curated record